Molecule: messenger RNA, 3482 nt
Organism: Cygnus olor (mute swan)
Lineage: Eukaryota; Metazoa; Chordata; Aves; Anseriformes; Anatidae
Gene: VASH2
Product: vasohibin 2
Exons: 7
Coding region: 186-1058 (290 amino acids)
Biological process (GO): regulation of angiogenesis
Cellular component (GO): cytoplasm
Source: RefSeq, a predicted model, not a curated record
ACGCCGGGCGGCCCCGGCUGCGGCGGCGGGCGGCGGGCGGGGGCCGUUCUCGGAGCGCACAGCCGCGGGCGGAGGGCGGCAGCGGCAGCGGCGGCUCGGAGGAGGAGGACCCGCCGCGGGACGGCGGCGUGCUGUUCCUCGUCAACCGCAGCGGCUUCCCGCUGGACGGGCAGACGUGGGAGCGCAUGUGGGGACACGUGGAGCGGGUGCACCCCGACGGCAGCGCCGUGGCCGCGGCCAUCCGCAGCGCCGCCAGGCUGGCCCGGCCCUCGGUGCCGCCGGUGCCAAACUACAAGCUCUCCAUGUCUAUCCCAGAAUGGCUCCAGGCAAUACAGACCUACAUGAAGAUGCUGCAAUACAAUCACACAGGAACUCAGUUCUUCGAGAUUAGGAAAAGCAGACCUCUAAGUGGGUUAAUGGAGACAGCAAGAGAAAUGACCAGGGAGUCCCUACCCAUCAAAUGCCUUGAAGCAGUUAUCCUGGGGAUAUACCUGACGAACGGGCAGCCCUCCGUGGAGCGAUUCCCCAUCAGCUUUAAAACCCACUUCUCAGGGAACUAUUUUCAUCACGUGGUGCUUGGGAUUUACUGCAAUGGCCGGUACGGCUCGCUGGGCAUGAGCAGACGAUCAGAUCUGAUGGACAAACCUCUGACGUACCGAACUCUGAGCGACCUCAUCUUUGAAUUUGAAGACUCCUAUAAAAAGUACUUGCAUUCGGUCAAAAAAGUAAAGAUCGGAUUGUAUGUCCCGCACGAGCCGCACAGCUUUCAGCCCAUCGAGUGGAAACACCUGGUCCUUAACGUCUCCAAAAUGACGCGCACAGAAGUCAGGAAGGAGCUGGAGAAGUUUGCCAGGGAUAUGAGAAUGAAGAUUCUGAAACCCUCAAGUGCCCAUUCUCCAGCGAAAGAGAGGUCACGGGGUAAGUCGUUGUCCCCUCGCCGCAGGCAAGCCACCAGCCCUCAGAGACGAGCGUGCCGGAGAGACAAAUCGCCAGCGGUGGUGGACAAGAAGGGAGACCUGGCUACGCUCAACGAGGUGGGCUACCAGCUCCGCAUCUAACAAAGCCAUAGGCUGGACAGAGAGAGGGCUUCCUUGGUGCUUCCCGCUGCACUUUACCUGCACUCCAGUGGAAGGAAAAAGGAAUGGGACUAUUUAUUAACUCGUGGAUGUUUAAAAUAAAAGUGUUACCUAGGAAAUAGAACGGGGGGAUUUUUAUUUUUAUUUUGGUGGCAGUAUUUAUUUUCAUUUGACUCAUGGAAAAGGCAUCAGUGAAGAGAACCUCAAGUUGCUUGCCAGGAUGUGAGGUCCUUUUCACUCUAUCCUGUGGGAGGUAAUUCCAGUGGUAAGCGAGUUUCUACACGUAGAGUUUUGCUGUACAAGUAUUAAUUGAAUUUGGACGAUGUGCUGGGUAGUAGCUUUGGGAUGACUACAAAAUCAAACACAGUCUUAAGAUGUGCUGGGGUGCAGUGUUUAAAAAAAUCACAGUAUUAAUAUUUAAUUCAGCAAUAAAAACAAGCAGUGCAGAAGUGGCAUGAGUUUUUAAAUUGUCAACAUUACCUCACUAAACUUAAUAGAUAUGCAAAACUGUCAGUACUAUUGUUUUGUAAUGAAUUCGUACCGUUUCCCAGCAGUUCUGGUAGUAUUGAAACAGCACUGGAUGUGCUCUGCCACCUGUAUUAUUGUUUUGUGCAUGUUGCUGAAAGAUGUUAGGUAAUAGUAAUAUGCAAGUGUAUUCUUAAACACUGACAUCUUCAGAAAAAAAAAAGUGUUUUUUUAAAUGACAGUAAUUGAAUAAUGCAUUUCUAAACUUUAAUAAUUUUUUAUACUUUGUCACAAGCUUUUAGUCUUUCCAGACUACACUGCUGAAGCACAAAAACUAGAGAUUGCUGUUUUAGAGAGACAAGUGUUCAUGUACUAGUUUGUUUCUUGUAUAUGUUCUUGGAAUAAUAGAGAAAAUGUCAGAAUUACUAGCCCGAGUCUUUAUGCUUUCCUUUCAACAUUUGUGUGCAAUUUUGAACCUUGUCUUUGAAAGGCUGAGCAGUCUCAGAUAGUGAUGCCUUGACAUCUUAUAUUAAGAUCAGACAUCACAGGCUGAAGUGAAGCUUCCACCUUGCUGCUGUAGGGAGUUCUUUGUAUAUGCACUGUAGUAACAACUGCUUAGUCAGACCUGAAUAAAGAAGCUUGUAUUGGAACAAAUUCAGCAAUAAAAUCAACUGUAUGUCUGAAAUAACAGAGAAUCAUCUGCUUCCUCCCUACUCUGUCCUUCCAUUCGAAGAUUGGGCCAAGGACCUGUGAUGGAUGGCAGCAUUUUCAAGCGGUGGGGUAAGGCUUUCCUUGGAGUCUGCCCUUCACGUUAGUGAAGUUCUCUGGAAGCAUUUGAGGGCUGUGUUCCUGAAAAUAUUUCAUUAGGUGCCUAAACAGAAACUGGAUACUUCCAAAAGUCCAGCCUCUACCCUUUGUGCUGUGCUCCUAGAUUAUACUGCCAUGGGACGUGUGUACCUCCUCUCCUGGGCGCUUACUUUCUUUGGAAUCGCAGAGAAGACAGGGCAUCAACACGACAGUAACGCUUAAUCAAAUUGAAGGAUUUAAGCUCCAAGAACCCUUCUUGUCUCAGCCAAGAAUUGAAUGAAUACAGAAGGAGAUGAGCGCAUGUACACAAACCUCAUUGCUCAGAGAAGUCAGUGAAUCUGAGCUACCUAGGGCAGGAAGACAACACAGAGACCCAGCAACCUUCUACAAACCGUAAAAGGCUUUUCAAUAAUCAGGCUUCAGGAUGCCUAGAAAGGCUUUUCAAAUGUAUUAUACUUCUUUGUACAAGAUGACUUUAUCGAUUACAGGGAGGCCUUUCUCAUCCCUCUCACCCCAGCCUUUUUCACUCCUGUGUUCACAACAGGAUUUUUUUUGGGUCGGGAGUGAAGUUGAAGAGGGAAAUAUUCUUUUGGUAGAAAUCCUUGUGUGAUUUGACAUCAGCUGCAGAGUUUGUUUUACACUUUGUGCUGCUCAGUGUCUUGCGACAAUUUUUUUGUGUCCCUUAGAUUUUUCAUGGGUAAAAUACUGUGGAAAAACUUACAUGGUGAUCACCUGUAUUCUAUAGCAUGAGGUUAUCUAAUAUGUUGCAAGUUUUUUCUAUAAAACCAUUGUUUACUUAAGCUUGAGUGACAGUGGUUGGUAUAUAGCUUUUACCAGUGUCCAGAGCACUUUGAGUUAUUUUCUCUUAACCUCUAACUUAUACUGAAACUCCUUUAUGCUAUAGAGCUGUGUGACAAAUUGCUUUUGGGGUGGGUCUUGCUUUGAAGUUCAGCUGAAAUAUUCUCUUGAAACUUGCUUAUGAUGGCAUUUGUCUUAAUUGUGGUUCUAGUGAUUUUAAUUCCCUGCAAAGUCAUCAAAUAAUGUAGAAAACAUGCAUGCUGCUCUCUUUUUCAUUACUUGUAUGCUUAGGCACAGUGUAAGACUUCAAUAAAAAUUUCAUGGUAGUCUUUUUAA